AUGCCCGAGACAAUGAACUCAUCAUUGUCUAGAGACGGAAAAAUUUAUUUAGUUUCCAAGAAAACUCUUCAAUUGUAUGAUACGUGGAAAGAUAAUAGUGUCAGCAGAAGAACAGUUUUCAUCGUACACGGUUUUGCGUCAAGUGCGGACGAACCGUGGGUUAAAAAUUUAACGGCAGCGUUUCUCAAACGGGAAGAUGUCAAUGCUAUCGCGGUUGAUUGGAAAAAUGGCGCCUCGUUUAUUCGCGGGUACACGAUAUCAGCUCGCAACACUCGAUCGACCGGAAAAGAAAUCUCAGAAUUUGUCAGUCGAAUAGUCGACGCCGCCUGGAAACCCAAUAGUACCGUCGCUUGGGGUCCAAUGUACCUAGUUGGGCACAGUAUAGGUGCCCACGUGUCAGCCUUCGCGGCCAAUGAGAUACAGAAAAAUAACGGCCCGUGGGAUGUAACGAGGAUCACUGGUUUGGAUCCUGCAGGUCCUUGUUUCGAUAAAGUGGGCGAGGAUAUGCGUUUGGACUCAUCGGAUGCACCGUUCGUCGACGUCAUUCAUACCAACAUGGCUACAAGAGCCACGGUAGGCUUCGGCUUGAGUGACCAAAGCGGCCACAUGGAUUUCUAUGUAAACGGAGGUGCACGACAACCUGCUUGCCAAGAUCAAUGGAUGGACAUAUCAUGCGAUCACAGCAUGGCUUAUCGGUACUUUAUUGAUUCGCUCGGUUACCACGAUGGCGUUACUUGUUCAUUUUUUGCAUCUAAAUCCAACGGGAAUCGGUACUGGAGUUCGAUUUUCAAAGGACCAGAAGAUUGUAACGAAAAAGUCGAAAUGGGAAUAAAUGCGGAGAAGUACAAGAAUAAGUGUAGUGGCACAUUUGAUGUUGCAACAGGAAAAGCAUCGCCUUUUUGCGAACGUACCAAAAAGUGGUACGAGCAUUGGCAGAAUCCGUUAUACCAACUGUUAGGAAUGACGUCCAAGAUGUUCUGA
Messenger RNA from Copidosoma floridanum, 981 nucleotides. Its product is annotated as phospholipase A1-like. Gene Ontology annotation, molecular function: lipase activity. The record is from RefSeq and is a predicted model, not a curated record. NCBI's taxonomy places the organism in Eukaryota, Metazoa, Arthropoda, Insecta, Hymenoptera, Encyrtidae. Gene Ontology annotation, biological process: lipid catabolic process.